Molecule: messenger RNA, 4392 nt
Organism: Rhineura floridana
Lineage: Eukaryota; Metazoa; Chordata; Lepidosauria; Squamata; Rhineuridae
Gene: CLIP4
Product: CAP-Gly domain containing linker protein family member 4
Exons: 16
Coding region: 146-2239 (697 amino acids)
Biological process (GO): cytoplasmic microtubule organization
Cellular component (GO): cytoplasm; microtubule plus-end; nucleus
Molecular function (GO): microtubule plus-end binding
Source: RefSeq, a predicted model, not a curated record
GGGAGGCGAGCGAGGCAGCCUGAUCCUUUUCCCUCAGCGCUUGUGAGGCGGGCGGGGGCAUCGCCUGGUGGGAAGGGACUCAUCCAUCCUCUCUCUUAUCACUGGAGGUCUUCAGUUAGCGGAGAGGGCAGUGGCUUUCUAGAAGAUGACCAUAGAGGAUUGUCCUGACGCUUCCAUAGAAGGAGAUCUACUGACUAGAAGAUAUCAAUAUCUUAUUCCAGGUUCUGAAGAUUCAGUCACCUAUUUGGUUUCUGCAGCACCAAUGCCUUCUGAAUGUGAGUUCUCCUUUUUUGAUCCAAAUGAUGCGGCAUGUCAGGAAAUUCUUUUCAAUCCCAAAACAUCUGUGUCUGAAUUAUUUGCUAUCCUAAGACAGUGGGUCCCCCAAGUUCAACAGAACAUUAAUAUCAUUGGGAAUGAGAUCAUUAAGAGAGGCUGCAAUGUGAAUGACAGAGAUGGAUUGACUGACAUGACUCUCUUGCAUUAUACAUGCAAGUCAGGGACUCAUGGUAUUGGGGAUGUUGAGACUGCUGCCAAAUUUGCCUCCCACCUUAUUGACUUGGGUGCAGAUAUCAAUUUGAGGAGCCGUUGGACAAAUAUGAAUGCUUUGCACUAUGCUGCCUACUUUGAUGUUCCAGAGCUCAUUAGUGUCAUUUUGAAAAAUGCAAAGCCAAAAGAUGUGGAUGCCACAUGCAGUGACUUUGAGUUUGGAACAGCUUUGCAUAUUGCUGCCUUCAACUUAUGUACAGGAGCUGUUAAGCGUUUAUUGGAACAUGGAGCCAACCCUGCCUUUAGGAAUGACGAGGGGCAGAUUCCCGCAGAUGUGGUUCCUGACCCAGUAGACAUGCCACUAGAGAUGGCGGAUGCAGCAGCCAGUGCUAAAGAAAUCAAGCAGAUGCUCUUAGAUGCAGUACCUCUGUCUUGUGACAUUUCCAAGGCCCUGCUUACAAAUUAUGAUAAUGUCACUGGCAAAGCCAUGCUUGGAUCCCUUGGCCUAAAGCUGGGAGAUCGAGUUGUUAUUGCAGGACAGAAGAAUGGCACACUAAGAUUUUGUGGCACAACUGAAUUUGCCAGUGGACAGUGGGCCGGCAUAGAGUUGGAUGAACCUGAAGGAAAAAACAAUGGACGUGUUGGAAAAGUACAGUACUUCAAGUGUGCUCCAAAACACGGUAUCUUUGCACCUCUGUCUAAAAUAAGUAAAGCUUCAGAACACAAGAAGAAUACAAGAGUUUCUUCCUCACGACCUCUGUCUACAGUCAAGUCCAAGAAAAUUGAUGUUACACACAUAACUUCCAAAGUGAAUUCUGGCUUAUCUACAUUGAAAAAAGACAGUGCUUCUGAUUCCACAUUUUUGGGCAGUGAAGAAGAAAUGAAAACACCAGGUAAAGAAGCAACUUCCCUUGGUUCCAACAGUUCUUCAUCUUCCACUACAUCUUUGGACAGCAAGCGGAAUUGUUCAAAGAAGUGGAAUACCACAAGCAAAAAGAAGGAAAACUUGAAAACUCAUUCUGCUGCAAAUCAAGGAGGAAAUAACACUUUUCCAUCUGCUGGAAGGAAUCCUUUUGAUGAAGGGGAAAUUCAGAUUGGAGACAGAGUAGUGGUGGUAGGACAGAGAACUGGAAUAGUUAGAUUCUAUGGGACAACAAAGUUUGCACCAGGGGUUUGGUGUGGAAUAGAACUGGACAAACCUCACGGCAAGAAUGAUGGUUCAGUUGCAGGUGUACAGUACUUCAGCUGCCUCCCCAGAUAUGGUGUCUUUGCACCACCCUCUAGAGUGCAGAGGCUAAUGGGAUCCCUAGACUCCCUCGCAGAAGUUUCAUCAAAUAAAAUGAACCAUUCUCUCCCUGGUUUUCGGCGAAGUUUUAGUACAAACUCUGCAUCUUCCCAAAAGGAGAUAAAUGGGAGAAAUUCCUUUGUCAAGUCAAAAAAUGCUUCACUGCGACGCAGUUGGAGCAAUACCACUACAGCAAGUACUGAGGGUCCUGUGAAGCUCCGUGAGGGCUCCCAGGUAUUCCUGACCAGCUCUAGUGAGAUGGGCAUAAUUCGCUACAUUGGGCCCACAGACUUUGCCCCAGGUGUAUGGCUUGGCCUGGAACUCAGGAGUGCCAAAGGCAAGAAUGAUGGAUGUGUGGGUGACAAGCGGUAUUUCACCUGCAAGCCAAAUUAUGGAGUCCUGGUGCGGCCAAGCAGAGUAACUUAUCGUGGGAUUAAUGGGGCAAAACUUGUGGAUGACAUCUGUUGAAGCAAAAUGCUCCAGCCCUGAGAUUGAGGGUAUAAGAAAUAAAGCACAUCAGGCAAUCAUGCAGGCAAUGGCAGGUUCUGUCUUACCCAAAUCCUAAAACUGAACUUCUAUAACGCGCACACAGCUCUAGCCAGAUUGCACUUGCUUUAUGACUCUGAGAAAUGAAAUCUUAAUAGCUUCCCCUACAGAACAGUCCUUGCCCGAGCGCUUAUUGCAUAAAAGACAUCUUGGGAUUGAACUGCCAUAUUAUUUGAAUAAUCAACUGUUUUCUAUCUGGCUCCAUUUUGACAUGCUUUGCCACUUCAUAAAUGAUCUUUCCAUCCCACAUUCUAAUGAAACUAUAAAGUGACUUGAGAUAGCAGAGCUUGUUAAACAAAGCAGUAGGAUUUGUCAGCUUGCUGUCUUCACUUUCUCUAGGAAAAAAAAGAUAGCAAUAAAGGGGCAGGGAAGUGACAGUAUUUAAGGAAAAAGUGUUGUAAAACGGGUAGCUUAUAAUUCACACAGCUCCUCCAAAGCACAAAGCAACCAGCUUAAAAGAGUCUAAAGAGAAAAUUGUGCUCCUUCAAUGCUACAUGCCUAAGCAGCCUGAAUUAAAAAAGGGAAUAGCUAAUAAAGCACAAAUAUUUUUAGGUUUGUAGUAAAAAUAUUUUAAACAGUGUGUGCAUAUAUAAACAUAUAUACAGUAUAUGUCUGUGUGUUUAAAAAAGAUAGCAGUGUGCCAGAAGCACUUUCAAAAAUACUGUUGGAACUAGUAUUAUGCACUUUUAUUUCUCUCCUUUGAAGAGUUUCCUUCCUGAAGUUUUAGAGAAAUCAUUUUGUUAGUCAAAACUGCAGCCUGGAACACUGCAUCAAACUUUGUCCAGCCAGCAAUCAGAUUGGCCAGUGGGUUAUUUUAAGGUCCGAUAGUGGUACUGGGCCAAGAUCGUAUGUGCAUAGAUGUGCACCACCUCCUCCCCAGGAAAACAUGCACACCUGAUGUGGGAGUCUUGCUCCCUUCCGGUUUGUGACGGUAUUCUUAGACUGGUUAAAACACCCCAGUGUGGUCUGAUGGUGACUGUCUUCUGAGAGGAGACAUUGGCAGAAAACCUAUGGACAUUCCAUGGUUUCUGCAGAUGCAACUUUCCUCAUUUCUAAAGCAGUCAUCAUGUUGACCUUGGACCUUUAGCAUGCCUGUUAUGCCAAGCCACAAUGGGCUGAGUUAGGCCAUACUGCAAUUGACCACUUGGCCUACAGACCAUCAGUUAUCGAUUCGGGGCAGAAAAUUUAAGAUGGAUUUUGUUGUUGCUUGCAUCAGAAAAACCCUGUGCAAUAAGAGUUCUAUAUCACUGUUGACGCAUCUUUACUGUCAACAGUGGUGGGUGCUGAAGCCUUUGCCAUUUUUAUAUAUUUGCUACAUUAUUGCCGAGAAGCAUGAUGCAUUACUGUAUUGAGAAGCAUUUAAAACAUUUGAUGAUGAUUUUUCUGUAAUAUGCUUGAGUCAUUAUGGAUUUAUAAUUUCUAUUAUGAAAGAUAUAUUUUAAUUCUUUGGCAUAUCUUAACUCUUAUUAUAUAGAUUCAGAUAAUUUAAAAGCCACAGAAGCAACUAAAUGGCUUCAACUUUGUAAAGAAGGUGGCUUGUCAAAUUGCACUUAAAACUAAAACCAAAUUCUAGCUGUUUAUAAAAGUAUGUAUAUUUUAAAACAUUGCUAGAACAAUUUCCCAUGAGCUGCAUUAAACAUGACAAAACUACAAUAUCGCUUUAUAGCUAAUCGGUAUUUUUAAACUAAGGACAAUGGUUGUAAAUGGUGAUUAUAAGCUUGUUCUUAAUUAUGGCGAUACAUAUUUGAGGAUCAAGAUGGACCUUGAUGCCCUGAAUAUUGCAGCGUCUGUUUCCUUGGGUGUUUGAAUGUAUUUUUUCAUGAGAGUGCUGUUAAUGGUUGUUUUUAAGGAUGCCCAUUGCUUUUAAGAAAACUGUUUGAGCUAUCACUGACAAGAGUGUCCUUUUUUGAAUUGCUUUCUUCUAAUGUUAAUUUGCACAUUAUGUAUUUAGGAUAAAGAGCAGCUGCUGUAAUGUAAUAAAGCAGAUGUUUUAAACACCUUUUUAUGUUUGUAAAAUAUUUAUGUACUCUACAGACAUGCUGAUCUUGAAUAUAAAAUGUUUUAUGCAUUCCCUA